GUCCCACAUUCCUCACUGUAGGCACUGCAGGUGCUACAGAACCAGUAUGUAUCCUCCUGUAAAUUGAAGCCCAUGUUCAGGUUGGAAAGUCGCGCUCAGAGCAUGUUGGGCUACCCACACAUCGAACUGAACUACAACUUUCCGGGGCCGCAGAUUGCACACCUGCUACAAAUCUUGCCUGCCUACCUAGAUAUAGACGGGUAAUCUUCAAGUGCCGGCAUGUUCAACAAUGGAGGCACGGUUGAGCAGUCGAGCUGACGUCAACCUUCUUACAGAGUUGCUUAUUUUCUCAACUCUGAACAUCGCUCCAGGCAUUGGCUUGCGUGGAUUUGCUUGAUAUUAUAUUGAGUUGCCCCCAAAUCGACAAAUGUCAGUCAUCACGCUCCGAAGCUGCCACCCCUGCCUUGGCGCUGCAACAUGGCGUGCCAAGGCGGGCAGGUUGAACGGCUCAUUAGCCUCCGCACUUCUACUUCUGUUAGGUCGACAACUUCCACCGCCUACCGAACUUGUCUCGGAAGGGCAACCAAGGGCCAAACAGGGGACGUUGCCCAGUCUUGGGUCUCUAAUUCCCCGGAAGCCCAGCCCGCUCGAAUAAAGUGGUUUUCAUAUCGAGCUAGCCUCUCACUGGCCCGGACCGGUCUCUGUUCGGCCGCUGACCAGGAUGCAACUGACGUCCUUGCAGCCUGCUCGAUAUACAGUCGACGAUCUGUGGACGGGAGCCUUUCUUCUCGAAUCUUUGGGAGUUGAGGGGGUCACACUCUUGGCACGGUAUCCGUUCUGAUAUAAAACCAGGUCUCGAGACUGCUUAACCUUUGGAGCCUCCUGUCGAGUAUUUUUUGUGUGUCGCCUCUCUCAUCUGUGCCGAACAUCAUCUUUGUCAACAGGGCAGAUUCUGGAAUUCCACAUUCACAUCAUGAAGGUCACAGCCAUUAUACUUGCUGCUUCGGCGGCAGUGAACGCCCACUACGUCUUCCCGACCCUGCUGGUCAACGGCCAAACCGCUGGCUCCACCCAGUGGUCCCAGGUCCGCAAGACCGUGAGCUGGCAAGACAAUGGCUUCGUCGGCAGCGUCACUUCGCCCCAGAUCCGAUGCAAUCAGCUCAACAUGAACCAGGGCGGGAGCGCCACCGCAACCGUCGCAGCCGGCUCAAAGGUCGGCUUCAACGUUGCCCCUAGCAUCUACCACCCGGGACCGCUCGCCUUCUACCUCGCCAAGGUGCCUGCCGGUCAGACGGCUGCAAGCUGGGACGGUUCCGGCCAGGAGUGGUUCAAGAUCUACCACGAGCAGCCAAACUUUGGCUCGCAGCUUACGUGGCCUAGCAUGAACCUGAACAAGGCUGAGGUCACGCUGCCGUCGUGCAUCCUCAGCGGAGACUACCUCCUCCGUGUCGAACACAUUGGUCUGCACUCUGGACCAGGCCAGGCUCAGUUCUACAUUGCCUGCGCUCAGAUCACCGUCACCGGCGGCGGCAACACCAACCCGACCAACAAGGUCGCCUUCCCCGGUGCCUACUCGCCCAACGACCCCGGACUGAUGGUCAACAUCAACUGGCCCAUCCCCACGUCCUACCAGAACCCUGGCCCUCCUGUUUUCAAGUGCUAGGUCAAUGUACUUGGUAUACAAACGGUGGUUGCUUGGGUCACGACUCGGGCGGAUAUAUAUGGUUGUGGAUUUUGAGCAUUAUAGGAACUACAUAUUGCGUGAUAUUGCAUCUAUACUACUUACUACUCAUUCACGAGAAAUCUGGGGCCGCGUCAAUUAUAUCAAAGAUGCGACAAUGAAAUACUCUUGUACAUAUGUGUGCUCGCUAUAUUACAUGGGUAUGUAAUUAUAUAACGUGGUUGCUAUCC
This is a messenger RNA of Pyricularia oryzae 70-15, 1851 nucleotides long. RefSeq lists its product as uncharacterized. The coding region runs from base 914 to 1603 and encodes 229 amino acids. The transcript is spliced from 4 exons. The record is from RefSeq and is a predicted model, not a curated record. NCBI's taxonomy places the organism in Eukaryota, Fungi, Ascomycota, Sordariomycetes, Magnaporthales, Pyriculariaceae.